Molecule: messenger RNA, 978 nt
Organism: Oryza brachyantha (malo sina)
Lineage: Eukaryota; Viridiplantae; Streptophyta; Magnoliopsida; Poales; Poaceae
Product: cytosolic sulfotransferase 8-like
Exons: 1
Coding region: 1-978 (325 amino acids)
Biological process (GO): sulfation
Cellular component (GO): cytoplasm
Molecular function (GO): sulfotransferase activity
Source: RefSeq, a predicted model, not a curated record
AUGGCGGAGCUCCUCCCGUCGCUGCCUCUGGAGACGCGGUGCCCGCCGUUCCCGCUGCGUCUGUACGGCGGCUACUGGCUGCCGGAGUGGGUGCUCCCAGGGUUGGAGGCCGUCCACGCGCGCUUCGACCCCAGGCCGUCCGACGUUCUCCUCGCCAGCUUCCCCAAGUCCGGCACCACCUGGCUCAAGGCGCUCGCCUUCGCCGUCGCCAACCGCGCCGACCACCCGCCGUCCGGCGACGCGCACCCGCUCCGCCGCAGCGGGCCGCACGACUGCGUCAGGUUCUUCGAGUCCAGCUUCGCUCUCGCCGGUGAAGGCGGCGGCGACAUAUUCGCCGCGUCACCGUCGCCUCGCCUGCUGGCCACCCACAUGCCGUACUCCCUCCUGCCGGAACGUAUCACGGCGAGCGGCUCCGGCUGCCGGAUCGUGUACGUCUGCCGGGACCCCAAGGACGCGUUCAUCUCGGCCUGGCUGUUCACGACCAAGAACAGCACGGCGCACGACAGAAGCGUUCAGAAAUCGGCUUCGAUCGAGGAGGUGUUCGACCUGUUCUGCGCCGGGCGGUGCGUUGCCGGCCCGCAGUGGCAGCACGUUCUUGAGUACUGGUCGGAGAGCCAGAGGCGGCCGGAGAAGGUGCUCUUCCUCCGGUACGAGGAGAUGCUCCGUGAGCCCGCACGCAGCGUGAGGAGGCUGGCCGAGUUCCUGGGGUGCCCGUUCGCCGAGGAGGAGGAGGCCGCCGGGGCGGUGGACGCCAUCGUCGAGCUCUGCAGCAUCGGCCAGCUCAGACGCGUUCCGGCGAACAAGACAGGCGCCACCGAACUGGGCAUCAACAAGGAGUCCUUCUUCCGGAAAGGGGCGGCCGGCGACUGGAGCAACCACAUCUCACUGGAGAUGGCCGCGCGGCUGGACGCGGUUGUCGAGGAUGCGCUGCGAGGCUCGGGGUUCUCCUUUGCCGCCGCCGGUGGUGACUCCGAGUGA